Messenger RNA from Sarcophilus harrisii (Tasmanian devil), 1011 nucleotides. Its product is annotated as vomeronasal type-1 receptor 1-like. The transcript is spliced from 2 exons. NCBI's taxonomy places the organism in Eukaryota, Metazoa, Chordata, Mammalia, Dasyuromorphia, Dasyuridae. The coding region runs from base 1 to 987 and encodes 328 amino acids. Gene Ontology annotation, molecular function: pheromone receptor activity. Gene Ontology annotation, biological process: G protein-coupled receptor signaling pathway. Gene Ontology annotation, cellular component: membrane. The record is from RefSeq and is a predicted model, not a curated record.
AUGGCUAAAGAUAAAUCUCUGCGAAUCCACUCAUUCCUCCAAGUGUACUCUGUGGAGGAUACCUGUGAAAAAAUUAUUUUUCUUGAUUUAGUUCUAGGUAUUGUCUUUUUCAUCCAGAUAGGAGCAGGUAUACUGGGAAACUUCUUUCUCCUUUGUCUUUAUACCAUCACUUUCUUUAAUGGCAACAAACUGAGAUCCAUAGACUCCCUUUUUUCCCACUUGGCCAUGGCCAAUUCCAUCGUGCUUAUUUCCAAGGGAGUCCCUCAGACAAUGGUUGGUUUGGGGCUGAAAAAUUUCCUGGAUCACAUUUGGUGUAAACUGAUUCAUUUCCUCCACCGAGUUGCCCGUAAUGUUUCUCUCACUAUCACUUGCUUUCUGAGUGGUUUUCAGAUUAUCACCAUCAGUCCCUUCACCUUUUCCAUUUGGUCAAAACUCAAAGCUCAUGCUUCAAAUUACAUUGCCUCCUUCUGCCUUUUCUGCUGGAUCCUACACAUUCUAAUAAAUGUCUAUACAUUUGUAAUUAUUCAGAAGCAUACAAACAGAAGUAACAUGAGGGAAUGGAAUAAUGGAUUCUGUUCACAAUUCGCUUCAGCAUCAUUCAGAGUCUCACUAUUUGUAAUUUUGUUCUCUAUUCCUGAUUUCUUGUGUGUGGUAUUUAUGGUCAUAGCCAAUAGCUAUCUGAUGCUUGUCCUGCAAAGACACCAUCAACAAGUCCAGCAUAUUCACAGCUCCAGCCAUUUGUCAAGAAGGUCUCCUGAGACUAAAGCCACCUACACCAUUUUAGUGUUGGUGAGCACCUAUGUUUCCUUCUACUCAGUCAAUUCUAUUUUGUCAUUUUAUCUCUUUAUUUCUGAUAAAUAUUACGAGUGGCUGAUUCCCACAUCAGCUUUCUUGGCUGCAUGUUUCCCAGCUAUCAACCCAUUUGUGCUUAUCAGCUCUGAUUCCCAUGUUCUCCAUCGUUUCUUCUCCCUCUGGAAAAAGAAAUGAUUGCAAGAUUCUUGUUUUCCUGGA